Molecule: messenger RNA, 2411 nt
Organism: Drosophila biarmipes
Lineage: Eukaryota; Metazoa; Arthropoda; Insecta; Diptera; Drosophilidae
Gene: Dh44-R1
Product: diuretic hormone receptor
Exons: 12
Coding region: 542-2056 (504 amino acids)
Biological process (GO): cell surface receptor signaling pathway; adenylate cyclase-modulating G protein-coupled receptor signaling pathway
Cellular component (GO): plasma membrane
Molecular function (GO): diuretic hormone receptor activity; peptide hormone binding; G protein-coupled peptide receptor activity
Source: RefSeq, a predicted model, not a curated record
GCGGUUCGUUUCGGAAUAUCGAAAUUCGUGGGAAACCCCUGGGAAACCGAAAACCGUUAAAGUGGAAACUAAUUUUUGAAAUAUUGAAAUUUUAAUUAGCGGAGAAAGCGAAUAAAUAACAAAUUAAUUCCGAAUAACUCUCAAAGUCAAUGGCCCUCGGUGUUUUGUGUGUGCGGGUCCAGUGUCGCCAUAACAAGUAAUCCUGCAUAUAAAUGUGAAAACAACAAAGUUUUGGCCCAGUGUGUGCGGGGGCGUGUGUCAAUAACCAAGGCAACUAGCAAAAACAGCUUAAACAUAAUCAUUUCGUAGCUUAGAAGGCGUUAAACGCAUUUAAGCCGGGUCAAGUGAGUGGUCGAAAGGACAAAGGAGACGCGUCUCCUGCGGCUUCGGUGGUCAGUUGAGAAGUCCCGGGUGUUAAGCACAAGAAAUUCCAAGGAUACCCGGGGAAAACCGAGGGAGCGGCGAAAGGCAUUCCAUUCUGCUGAUACGAACAUAGUUUGGGGAGAAGAAACAAGGGUGCCAAGUAACAGGAUGUUGUAGAAUGAGUGACCACGACCACAUCGAUUCGGUGAAUGCCAGCGGGAGUGACCCGCUCCUGGAGCUGCACAACCUGGAUGGCAUCGAGGAGAGCGUGGAGCUGCAGUGCCUGGUGCAGGAGCACAUCGAGGCCUCGACCUAUGGCAACGCCAGUGACCACUGCCUCACCCAGUUCGACUCGAUCCUGUGCUGGCCGAGGACGGCCCGCGGAACCUUGGCGGUGCUCCAGUGCAUGGACGAGUUGCAGGGCAUUCACUACGACAGCAGCAAGAAUGCAACGAGGUUCUGCCACGCCAAUGGGACCUGGGAGAAGUACACGAACUACGAUGCCUGCGCCCACCUGCCCGCCCCCGAAUCGGUGCCGGAGUUCGAGGUCAUUGUGGAGCUGCCCACCAUUAUCUACUACAUCGGAUAUACCCUCAGCCUGGUAUCGCUCUCGCUGGCGCUGAUUGUUUUCGCCUACUUCAAAGAGCUGCGUUGCCUGCGCAACACCAUUCACGCCAACUUGUUCUUCACGUACAUCAUGUCGGCUUUGUUCUGGAUACUCCUGCUGUCCGUCCAGAUAUCCAUCCGCAGUGGUGUGGGCAGCUGCAUUGCCCUGAUCACCCUCUUCCACUUCUUCACCUUGACGAACUUCUUUUGGAUGCUGGUCGAGGGACUGUAUCUGUAUAUGCUGGUGGUCAAGACCUUCUCGGGGGACAACCUGCGGUUCAACAUCUACGCCUCCAUUGGCUGGGGUGGUCCGGCCUUGUUUGUUGUCACCUGGGCGGUGGCCAAGAGUCUGACGGUCACCUACAGCACCCCCGAAAAGUACGAAAUCAACUGCCCCUGGAUGCAGGAGACCCAUGUGGAUUGGAUUUACCAGGGACCUGUCUGUGCGGUGCUAAUCAUCAAUCUCACAUUCCUGCUGCGCAUCAUGUGGGUUCUUAUCACAAAGCUGCGCUCGGCCAAUACAGUGGAGACUCGUCAGUACCGGAAGGCUGCCAAGGCCCUGCUGGUGCUCAUCCCCCUUUUUGGCAUCACCUACCUGGUGGUUCUGGCCGGGCCAUCGGAGUCCGGCUUAAUGGGUCACAUGUUUGCUGUUCUGCGAGCGGUUUUGCUCAGCACUCAGGGCUUCUCGGUGUCGCUGUUCUACUGUUUCCUUAACUCGGAGGUGCGUAAUGCUCUAAGACACCACAUUUCCACGUGGCGGGACACGCGCACCAUCCAGCUGAACCAGAACCGACGUUACACCACGAAAAGUUUUUCGAAGGGCGGUGGCUCCCCUCGGGCCGAGAGCAUGCGACCCCUGACCAGCUACUAUGGACGCGGAAAGCGGGAGUCCUGCGUGAGCUCGGCCACCACCACCACGCUGGUGGGUCAGCAUGCACCACUCUCGCUCCACCGGGGAUCCAACAACGCCCUGCACACGAUGCCCACCCUGGCGCCCAACGCCAUGAGUUCGGGCAGCACUCUGAGCGUGAUGCCCCGGGCCAUUAGUCCCCUGAUGAGGCAAGGACUCGAGGAGAACUCGGUGUAGACAAAUCCCUAGCAAGUGCAUCUUAAGAGACUGAACCUUCAUUGAAUUCCACUUCCGCGUCGGGGAUCGAGAUCUGCGAGUGCGACUAGUUAGCUAGUACUAUAUUUUAGGCAGGAGUGCGAUGAAGGGACGAAACUAAGUACCAAGCAGAGCAGAAAGCCACUCUACUUAAGUUAGGUCAAUCGUUUUAAACUGUUUGAUGUCGUCUAUGUGAACCGCUGAGAGCCCCAGAACCCAACCCACAGAACAAACCCAAAACCAAAAGCAAACACAAACUGUAGCUGUUGAAUGUAACUCAAUGUGCAAAUGGAUUAAUUCUCUGUGUGAACACAAAAUCUGAGCAUCUAAAUAAAUG